Penicillium brasilianum is the source of this 2390-nucleotide messenger RNA. The record is from the annotation of a GenBank genome assembly. Lineage: Eukaryota; Fungi; Ascomycota; Eurotiomycetes; Eurotiales; Aspergillaceae.
GGCCACUUCGCGCCCGCACGUGCAUCCGCUUCCUUGUCCUAAAAUCUCUGAGCCACUAGUUGGGAUUUUACAACCAUGGCAAAUACCCCAUCCGACAGAGAGUAUGCCACGAAGGCAUGUGCCGCGUGUAGGUCUAAGAAGCGGAAAUGUGACAGAGUUCUUCCAGCCUGCACGAGGUGUGCACGCUUGUUUCAGAACUGCCAGUAUGAUAGUGAGCCGUAUUCAAGAGGCUUCCCGGGACUUGUGGCAGAAGAAAUUUCUGAAUCGCUCGCAAGCCACUUUCAACGGAUCGUACCCACAGAACAAGCCCGGAUGAAAUCAAGGCUAGCCUGUUCAAAGUGUAGGGUAGGGAAAAGGCAAUGUAGCAAGGACGUACCGUCCUGCAAACGAUGUGUGCGAACAGGGAGUGUUUGCCGAUACGAUGGCUUAGAACAUGAGGAUUCGGCAGAUACUGCCCUUCCUCCCCUGCUGCUGCCCUCGGUGGGAGUUACCGAGCUGGUAGAUGGGCAUCAUGGUCUUAGAUCCUACCCUACCAAUGUAGAGACCGAUGUCUCAGAAGAUCCAGAUGUGCCAAUUACAGGUGACAUAGAAUACAGAACAGACUGCACAAUGGAGGAGAUAGCAAAAAGAGUCUCCUUACAAUAUCAAGGAUAUGAACACACUUCUGCUGUCACCAGACGAACACCGAGCCCCUUGACAAUUGAUCACACUAGCCACCAUUACCUGGACCCAUUCCAUACUUAUCCGUCCAAUCUAAGCCGCGAAACCAUCACGCGAACGUUUCAUUACUCCCUUCAAGAAAUGUGGCCCAGACUCUUCCCCGGUCUGAAACACAACGGCAAGAGCUUCACCCAUGAGUGGAUGCAAUUGGCCCUGGCCUGUCCACCCCUCUUCCGCGCAUGGCUCCAUUCAGGUGCAGAGCACCUCCUGAUGCGACAGAGAGCAUCUGGCCACGCCCCGAGUCCAACGUCCCGGAGGGACACUUACGAAUUACUUCUGAUGCGACAAGAUGCCAUCGUCGCCUUGAAAAACGCCGUGAAUGACGACCAUCCCAAUACGGUCACGGAUCAGAUCAUCAUGGCUGCGUUCGCUCUCGCCUUACAUCCACACGAGCGACACCCAGUGGCAGCUUCUCGAAUGAGAACGGCCCCUCUCUCCAACUUGCAAUGGUUGACACGGUUCACCGAUAUCGUGAUCUUGGACGGCCACGUUCAAGGAAUCCGCCAUCUUGUACAAGCGAGAGGAGGAUUUGAAAAGUUAGAAAUGCCCGGGCUUUUAGAGGGACUGUCGACCUGGGACCUGAUCACAUCUACUAAAAUGCUAACAAAACCUUUCUGGCCACGGCGGACGAAACUACAGCUUGACAGUGCUGCCAAAUUCUUGGCAAAAUAUGAACACACAGAUGUUACAAUCGGUGAUUUCCAUGCUCUCCUAUGGUCUGAGUUUCCUCAUUCCAUUAUGUGGGUAUUCCACGCUCUCCGCGGAUACAGUUCUUUGCUGGAAGGAUAUUCUGACGGACGUUUGUCUGAUCUCGAUCUGGGCUAUAUCCUCGACCUACGAAACCUUAUCCACUACCAAGUAUUAUCCCUUCCGUCUGCUAGGGAUGACAAAGUUGGAAACGCUUCACAUAAAUACGAGUCAUUCCGAUUGGCCCAGACUAUAUACAGCCUUCUCGUCUUGUUCCCUGUUCCUUUAACGACAACUCCGUAUCCAGAGCUGGCGCGCCUUCUACGCUAUGAGCUGGAGAUGGCCUCUAAAGAUGGUUGGGCCAGGAUUCCGACAUUGUUACUUUGGAUUUUGGCACUUGGUGGGAUUGCGGCUUUGGGUACACCGCAUCGCUUAUGGUUCGUCCAGAAAUUGCACAUGCAACUUGGGAAUUUGGGCAUUAUCAGCUGGGAAGGGUUUGUCCACAUAAUGGGUACAUUGAUAUGGUUGAAUAGCCCAUGCGGUAUAGAGGGCUUGAUCCUUUGGAAGGAAAUUCAACAACAUGGUCAUCAGCCACUUGCCGAAUAUAAACCAACCCUGGGAUUGGUGCAUGAUGAGCCCGUGAGGUUGGGCAAUUGAUUGCGCCGCUUAUCUUGAUAUCUUACGAUAUAUUUCUCACAUCCAUGCUUGAUCCUAGCCGAAUGACCGUCGAAAGGCUUUUCUCUCAAGAUACUGGCCUUGUGUCCGAAGGCGAUCAGAUUCAAGCGAGGCCUAUCCCUACUGGACAAAACUUCGCAGGGUACCGCAGAUGGAUUCGUGCAAUACUACUUUGAGUUUUAUCAAUAAUACCGUGUUACGCUCACUUUUGGAAAUAGACUGUGUUGUUACGUGAUUGGUCAUCUUCAUGUCGGGCUUAACUCAAAGGCUUUGUACUGCGUACAAAUGUACACAACUAUAGUGCUUCG